Sapajus apella (tufted capuchin) is the source of this 1100-nucleotide messenger RNA. Its product is annotated as protein monoglycylase TTLL8-like. NCBI's taxonomy places the organism in Eukaryota, Metazoa, Chordata, Mammalia, Primates, Cebidae. Gene Ontology annotation, cellular component: cilium. The record is from RefSeq and is a predicted model, not a curated record. Gene Ontology annotation, molecular function: protein-glycine ligase activity, initiating. Gene Ontology annotation, biological process: cilium assembly; cilium movement; protein polyglycylation.
ACAUAGUGUGCAUGGACCGUGUGGAGGAGAUCCUCAAGCUGGUGGCUACAGAGCACCCUCCUUCCAGGGACAACAAGUGGGUGGUCCAGAAGUACAUCGAGACACCAAUGCUCAUCUACAACACCAAGUUUGACAUCAGGCAGUGGUUCCUCGUCACGGACUGGAACGCCCUGACCAUCUGCUUCUACAAGGAGAGUUACCUGCAGUUCUCAACACAGCGCUUCUCCCUGGACAAUCUGGACAGCGCCAUCCACUUGUGCAACAACGCCAUCCAGAAGCACCCGAAGAAUGACGCGGGCCGCAGCCCUCUGCUGCCAGCACACAACAUGUGGACCAGCGUCAGGUUCCAGGAGUACCUGCAGCACCAGGGCCACGGCGCCACGUGGGGCAGCGUCAUCUACCCGUCCAUAAAGGUGCCCAUCACCCACAUCAUGAUGGUGGCGCGACACGUGGAGCCUCGUAAGAACAACUUUGAGCUCUACGUGGCUGACUUCGUGCUCGGGAGGGACUUCAGGCCCUGGCUGAUCGAGAUCAACUCCAGCCCCACCAUGCACCCGUCCACGCCCAUCACGGCCCAGCUGUGUGCAAAGGUGCAAGAGGAUGCCAUCAAGGUGGCCGUGGACGGCAGCUGUGACAUCGGCAACUCCGAUCUCCUGUGGAGGCAGCCUGUGGUCAAGCUGCCCCUAUUCAGUGGGUCUGACCUCUGUGUGGCGGGCAUUGGUAUGAGGAGGGUAAGAAGGCAGGUGCUGCCCGUCUGCAACCUCAAGGCCUCAGCCUCACUGUGGGAUGCACAGCUGCUGAAGGCACAGUGCCCCCUCCCCAUGCUGGACCCCACCCAGGGACCCAUACAACUGGCUCUCCAGCGAGACCUGGGACUCCCUCUGGCCUUGCCGGCACCCCUAAAAAGGCCAGCUGAGAGCAGCAGAGCCACACAGCCCACCCACACCAAGGCUUCCAGGAAGGUGGAGCUCCCUGCCUGCCUUUGCCGCCAUGUGGACAGUCAGGCCCUGAACACCUGUGACCCCAAAGCCCAGCCUACCAGAUACUCAGAUCCAAACCUGUUUAAUGUGCACCCCUGGCGCCUGUGCUGCAGGGCCUGA